AUGAAAAAGAGUGAGAACAACCACAAACCAGGGCUUUAAUAAGUGCCUAUUAAUGAAUAUCAUCUGCCAGAUGUUAGAUAGAACUAUAACUUCAAGAAAUCUUUCUUCGGAAGAUUUACCAAAGAUAAAAAGGAGAGAUUAAACUCAUUAGUUAAGAUGUAUUAGCAAUCAUAACAAGCUGAAAUUACGAAAAAUAAUGGAGGAAAUAAUCACAUGAGUUCCAGUAUCCGAUCUAAGGAAUAACAUAAGGAAAAUAUUAUGAAGACUCCAGUCUAAAGUAAUAAGGGUGGAAUAGAUUCGGUAAAGAAGCAUUAAAUCUAAGUGAAUGAGUAUUCAUCAUCUCAUAAAGAGAGAUGGAAUCACCACAUUAAUAGUAAUCACCAUCAUUCCUCAUAAACCAAAAGCGAUCAUAUAGAGUACAAAAAAUACCUACAGAAUAUUUCGAUUCAAAAUAUAAUGAACCAGGGCUCCCCUUAGAAAAUACCAAUAAAUAAACAACAAAAGUCAGAUCGUGGAUCUUUACUAAAGCCUAAUCAGAAUUACUAUAAGAUGUCCCAGCAAUAUAAUGAUGGGUUUUCAAAUGCUACUGGUAGCACUGGUAGAAACAAUAUAGUCGACAUUGAUUUUCAGCAUAGGGACUAUUCACAGGUAACAGAAUUCUCUUACAGCUAAAAGCAGUUAUUGAAUGAAUCUAGUGCGCAAAAAGAAAAUCUGCCUUCUUCAAGAUCUUACACAAGACUUCCAAUUUUAUACAAAGAAAAUUUCAAUCAAUCAAUAAAGCUUAAAAAUACUUAAAACGAAAAACCAGCAAGUAAUUACAAUGAUAUGGAAAAUGUAAAAAAAGCUAACGGUUUGAACUCUUCAGAUUUUAAUUUUACUUUCAACCCUAAGCCUCUGAGCGUUUACAAACAAGCUUAGCUUAGAGAGGUACUAAAGGACAAAACUUAGCAGAUAUUAAACUAAGUGCAGGGAAAAAGGGAUUCAGUGCCUUCAAAUAUGAUAAGUGGUGGGGGUGUAAUUGAAGUAACUAAUAUAAAUACUCUAUCUCAAAAAAGAAAGCAGGUUAAGAAAUCAGAGUUGAUUCAAAUCGCUAAGUAAGUCAUGAAUAGACCUUUUCUUGACCCAAAGCUAGAAGUAAAUUAGAUAAAAAAGAAAUCCACUCAACUAGAGCUGAUCUCAAAUCUGAAUAAGGAAAACCAUCAUCACUCUUUUGUAAAUGAAUCCAGUGAUAAGAGUGAAUACUACAAUCAGUCUUCGUUAAACGCUCUAGAAUCAGUAAGGAAUAAACUACAGUCGGAAUUAAGUUCCCCUAUUAAGUAUAGGAGAAGAGGCAUUAAGAGCUCUCCUAAGUUGCCUUAAGCCUUUAGAGAUAAAGUCCAAGCAUAAAAUUAAUAUCAUUAAACUAACCCCUACAGCUACAUGGACGAAAAGUCGUUUGACUCCAACCUUAAUAUUGCUGACUAGUCCAUAGCUAUGAAUUACAGAUCAUCAAACUUAACACCUGAUGAUAACACAGAUGACCCCGAGCUAUUACUGCAUUAAAAUCUGAUUUAAAAUCUCAAUGAUAUGCUUGAGGUCAAGCUUUUCCAAACUCCUUCUUAAGAUAAAAUUCAAUUUUCCUCUGGACUAUAACUGAGAGCAAAUAGAAAUUAGUAUUCUUUGACUAAAGGAAUGAGCAAUGGCACUAAUUCCUACUAAUAGUCUUAUGGUAGAAAGCGUGAAAGUGAUAUCAUGGUUCAAGACUCCUAAGUCAAGGACACUGGUAGUGAAAAGGCAACUAAUCACAGCCGACCAAGGUUAAAGUAUAAUUAAAAUCCUGAUAACAAUAUUGAGGAGACAGUGAAUGUGAUAGUCUCACAGUCUAAAGAAUACAGUCUAGUUUGA
This is a messenger RNA of Stylonychia lemnae, 1884 nucleotides long. Lineage: Eukaryota; Ciliophora; Spirotrichea; Sporadotrichida; Oxytrichidae. The record is from the annotation of a GenBank genome assembly.